Messenger RNA from Mercurialis annua (annual mercury), 1898 nucleotides. RefSeq names its product acetolactate synthase small subunit 2, chloroplastic. The record is from RefSeq and is a predicted model, not a curated record. Gene Ontology annotation, cellular component: cytosol. The transcript is spliced from 12 exons. Gene Ontology annotation, biological process: L-valine biosynthetic process. The coding region runs from base 107 to 1612 and encodes 501 amino acids. NCBI's taxonomy places the organism in Eukaryota, Viridiplantae, Streptophyta, Magnoliopsida, Malpighiales, Euphorbiaceae. Gene Ontology annotation, molecular function: acetolactate synthase regulator activity; acetolactate synthase activity.
UUAUUUGAGUUUGUGUGUGCGCCAAACGCCACGUGAGAUUGGAGGCGGAGUUGAUGAUAGAACUGUAGUAGUAGCCACCGUCACAGUCUCAGUUUAAGCUCUGAAAAUGGCAGCCGCCACUACAACUCUCUCACUUCAUCAUUUCACUUCAACUCAGCACCACUCACAUUCAUCUUCUUUUAAACUUAUUUUUACUAGAAAUGCCUCUUCUACCGCUUCACAUUUCCCACACCUCCGCCUCCUCACUCCGACCGCCGCCGCCGGGAAUGCUUAUGCUCCGCCCAAGGUUUCAGCUACUAUUAGUAGAGAUAACAAUCACAGUCAUCAUCAUAUCGCAAAUGCAGCUCCUCUUCCCGCCCCUACAACCUCCAAGACGCAGAGGCACACUAUAUCCGUGUUUGUCGGCGAUGAAAGCGGAAUAAUAAAUCGGAUUGCUGGUGUUUUUGCGAGAAGGGGUUACAACAUUGAGUCUCUUGCAGUCGGUCUAAACAAAGACAAGGCUUUGUUUACUAUAGUUGUUCGUGGAACUGAUAAUGUUUUGAGACAAGUAGUUGAGCAGCUUAACAAGCUUGUCAAUGUCAUCAAGGUCGAAGACAUCUCGAAGGAAUCGCAAGUAGAACGCGAACUUAUGCUAAUCAAACUCAAUGCAGAUCCAGUUACUCGUCCCGAGAUCAUGUGGCUGGUGGACAUCUUUAGAGCAAAAGUUGUUGAUACCUCAGAGCACACAUUGACCAUUGAGGUAACUGGAGACCCUGGGAAGAUGGCUGCUGUUCUAAGGAACCUGAGCAAGUUCAGAAUUCAAGAACUUAGUAGAACUGGAAAGAUUGCUUUGAGACGGGAAAGGAUGGGCGAGACUGCUCCAUUUUGGAGAUUUUCCGCAUCUUCAUAUCCUGAUCUUGAAAGGAUGCAGCCUGGAGAUGCUUUUUCCAAUAAUCCCGCUGACGACAAAUCAAGUGGACGACCACUUAACAAAAUUACCAUUUCCCCCUCAAAGGGCGAUGUUUAUCCUGUGGAGCCUUAUGAUGACUUCUCGUUGAAUAAAGUUCUUGAUGCUCAUUGGGGUGUUAUUUAUGACCAAGAUUCAAGUGGACUUCGAUCACAUACAUUAUCGAUGCUUGUGAACGACUUUCCUGGAGUUCUCAAUGUGAUCACAGGGGUUAUAUCCCGAAGAGGUUAUAACAUUCAGAGUCUUGCUGUGGGCCCUGCUGAAAGAGAGGAACUUUCUCGUAUCACAACUGUUGUUCCUGGAACUGACGAGUCAAUUAGCAAGUUGGUCCUUUAUCUUCACAAGUUGAUAGAUGUGCACGAGGUAUGUGAUAUUACACAUCUGCCAUUUGCAGAAAGAGAGUUGAUGCUGAUUAAAAUAGCCGUUAACACUGCUGCUAGGAGGGAAGUCCUAGAUAUUGCUAGCAUAUUUCGGGCAAAAGCUGUUGAUGUCUCUGAUCACACAAUUACCCUCGAGCUUACAGGAGAUUUAAACAAGAUGGCUGCCCUGCAGACAGUAUUAGAGCCAUUUGGGAUUUGUGAGGUGGCACGAACUGGAAGGAUUGCUCUGGUGCGAGAAUCAGGGGUGGAUUCUGCAUACCUUCGUGGAUAUCCUCUUCCACUGUGAUAUUCGACGACAUUCAAAGGGGACUAUCACAAGUAGGUUGUUUUAUUCUGCUUUGCUUCGUCUCGUAUAGAUAUAAGGGAAAGCUCAAGUUUCCCAUGUUCGAGUUCUGUAAUGUACCAUUGAAUGUUCCUUGUGUUGAAAAUUUAGAAUAGCAAUUCCCCUUCAUUCUUCCCGGGUGUAACUAACUUAUAAAGGGAACUGUAAUGUGUAACUUGCCAUAAUUGCAGUCUCUGUCUACUUAAUUGUAGUGUGUAAAUGUGGGUAUUAAGAGUCACUUGUUAUUUCA